Molecule: messenger RNA, 1717 nt
Organism: Lepisosteus oculatus (spotted gar)
Lineage: Eukaryota; Metazoa; Chordata; Actinopteri; Semionotiformes; Lepisosteidae
Product: meteorin-like protein
Biological process (GO): positive regulation of brown fat cell differentiation; energy homeostasis
Molecular function (GO): hormone activity
Source: RefSeq, a predicted model, not a curated record
CAAAAGGAAAAGCGGUUGAUUUAGGACAAGUCUCGCCGCGGAGAGCGCAGGCGUGGCUCGGAUUCAGCAUCUCAGUGUCAGCUGGCCGGAGAGGCAGUGACGUGGAGUCGAACUCGAGUGAAAAGUUCCUGCGGCUCCGCUCCGCUCUCCACUGGCGCACGGCGAAGCUGCAGGGUCCUGCCCGGGCGAAGAGGGCUUCAGCGCAGAUAGACACCCGCCUCCCGCCCUGUCACGAUGUAAGGGAGAGGAAGCUUCUGUCCUCCGAGUUGUUCUGUCGGGAUUUUGAGGAAAAGAGUCGGACCGAGAGAGCCGGAGCCGUGUGCGGGGACCAGCAUGCGGGCUGCGGUGGCGAGGCUGCUGGCCGUGGCGCUGCUGUGCGGGACAGUCUGCGCGCAGUACUCCAGCGACCAGUGCAGCUGGAGGGGAAGCGGGCUGACGCACGAGACGCACGCGAGGGACGUUGAGCAGGUGUACCUUCGCUGCGCGCAGGGCACGCUGGAGUGGCUGUACCCCACGGGGGCGCUCAUCGUCAACCUGCGCCCCAACACCCUCACCCCUGCUGCGCAGCACCUCACUGUCUGCAUCAAGCCCAUGAAGGACUCCAGGGGCGCCAACAUCUACCUGGAGAAGCUGGGGGAGCUGAAGCUGUUGGUGAGGGAGCAGGAGCCCAGCCGGGUCUACUGCUUCGGCAUAGAGGAGGGGUCCCUCUUCAUCGAGGCCACGCCCCAGUCGGAUAUUAGCCGCAAAAUCACCGCCUUCCAGUACGAGCUCCUGAGCCAGAGGAGCAGUGCAGACCUGCGCUCAAUGGCUGCUCCCUGCCAGCCGUGCAGUGACUCUGAAGUGCUCCUGGCCGUUUGCACAAGUGAUUUUGCGGCGCGGGGCACGAUCCGCGGAGUGGAGCACGAGAAGGACCAGGACGCGUCUCUGAUCGCGGUGUCGCUGAGCCGGCUGUACCAGCAGAAGAGCCGCGUGUUUGCGUCCGCGGGCGGCCGGGCGCGCCGCUGGGCGGGGCACGUGCGGACGCUUCUGGAAUGCGGGGUGAAGCCCGGUGAGGGCGAGUUCCUCUUUACCGGUUCCAUACGUUUCGGCGAGGCGUGGCUGGGCUGUGCACCGCGCUACAAGGACUUCCUGCGGUUGUACAGUGAGGCCAGACAGCUGGGGACGAACCCCUGCCAGGUCGACACGGACUGAGCCAAGCUGCUGCGCCCUAACCCCCAGAGCACUGUGGGCCCAGCUGAGCGACUGGGCCGGGGCUGGCGAACACAGCCGGCUAUCCUGACUGACGGAGGUACGAGCUCUUGAAUGUUGCCAAGCAACGUCGCUGGACUUAAACUGUUUCUUACAGCCAUUUUCAAAGCCGGGAUUUUCUGAGAAAAAGAUCUCUGAAAUGUAAGGCUGCCAUUUCUUCAACGCAAAAAAACCCUAAUGUUGGACUGUAAUGUCUUAAAAUUAAGCUGACGUAGCAGAAGCUGGUAUAUAUCGUGUACAUUGCUGUAAAUGUGAAAGAACAUUGUAAGAGAAGUUCCAAAUGCUUUGUAAAAAGCUUAAUGUACAGUUUGAAGUUGUUUCUUAUGACAGAAAUGUAUUAAGCUAAACCUGCUUUUGUUUUUAUGGUGUUUUUAAGAAAUGUGCAAUUUCAGCCUGUAAUUUUUCUUCAGGCUGCUAAAUUGUAAAGGCCUUCUCUUUCAGAGAAUAAAGGCAUCCUGAAGUGAACUAU